UGUCCAGAACACAUUAAGUUACCAAAAAAACAGACUGUUAUUAAGGAUUGCAGUGCAGAAUCAUUAUAUCAAUAUUAAAAAUAUGUAAGAUGAUGAUUAACUGGUAUAUUUAGAAAUGUUUACACUAAAUAAGUAUAUCAGAAAUGCACCUCACAAAUAUCUCUCCAGCCUCUAUUUUUUUCUGUUUUUUUGUUUGUUCGCUUGUUUGUUUUGUUUUGUUCUUUGGGCUGCACCGCCCUGCUUGCAGGAUCUUAGUUUCCCGACCAUGGAUUGAACCCAGGCCCUCGGAGUCCACUGGGCUGCCAAGGAAUUCCAUCUCCAGCUCCUUUAUCAAAGAGGAAAUGCUUGCAUAGUAUUUCUGUUUAUUUAGGGAGAUUUAUCCUGCAAUAAAAUACAGUCUAUUGAAAGACGUACAUUUGAACCGCUACCUUUUUUGCAGUUUAUGUCCAGACUGAUGGCUUAUUUUUGUAAAUUCUUUUCAUCGCUUCGUCGGUUUUAACAAUACAAGUUCCAUGACUUUAGAAAACUAAAGGAAUCUACAGUGUCCAAAGAGUACAGAGUACAUUCACAUGCUGGCUUGUCUAUGCUUCCUCCUGAAACUUAGAUAAGAGCAAUUUGUUUCCAUUUGAGGGAGGGGCAGAUGUAUGAUUCUGGAGCAACCUUGGUAAUAGCUGUCUUUUGGCUCCACACCAAAGAAGAGGCGAACCCAGACCAGAUGCUGGCGCUGCCUCAUCACGAGUUGACUGAGACUUUGGUUCCACACCCAAACCCGGAUUCAGCUGCAGAGCUGCUCGCAGGGCCAGAUCAGUUUGCUGUUCCACAUCAGGAUCUGAAUGACAAGCUAACCCAGCAGCAAAAGCUCCCAGCAGCGGCUCCAGUGCUGGACUGGGAACAGAAUCAGGCCUUGGUUCUGCCUUUUCGACGCAAAAGUAAGACUAAAACCAUAGGUCCAGAUCAGGCUGAAGGUCACCAGUUAUUUGAAAUACUUGUUCCUCCUCUAGGUAGUAAGAGCUCAAAACCAACGAAGUUCAUUGAUUCAGCCCCAAACCUGAAGAAGGAUUUCAUUCACCAUCGACAGCUUGCUAAAAUUGUUGUUGGAAGUACAGGCCAGUUAGAAAAUGAAACUCAGGGUCUAGAACAACAGUUGCAGGGUGAUUAUGUAGCUUCCGGUAUGGAUACCAUUUAUCCUGAGGAGAGCCUGCCUACAGAUUUUCUGGGGAACUCAGAGCAACCCCUGGAGCCCCCUAAGGAGGCUGAAAUUUCUGCAUCCCAGCAAGAGGCCCAACUUCGUCAUCCAGAGACCCCCGAGGAGGUUGAAUCUUUUUCACCCCAGGCAGAGGUCCAGGAUGAAACUGCAGAGCCCACUGAAGAGGUAGAAUCACCUCCACUCCAGCAGGAGCCUCCGUCUCAGCCUCUAGAGCUCCCUCAGGCGUUUGAACCUUCCCUACUCCAUCAAGAGGCCCCGACUCAAGCUCUAGGAUACCCCACCGAGUAUGUACUUGAAAGUCCAGUGAGUGAUGAGGCAGCAUCCCUAGCUGGCAUUCAGCAUCACGCGCAUUCAAACGUUCCCAGUGUCACACUUAAACCUCUGGAUUUGGAACUGACCAUCACUCCAGAGCCCACUACGGAAGCUGAGUUUCCUACAGCUCAGCAGGAGUCCCUGACUUCACCUCCUGAGCAUCCUGAGGAGACAGAAUCUUCUGCAACCCAGCAGGAGAGCCCAGGUCAGCCUCUAGAGCCUCUUGCAGAAGCUGAGCCUUCUCCAAGUGAA
Molecule: messenger RNA, 1771 nt
Organism: Hippopotamus amphibius kiboko
Lineage: Eukaryota; Metazoa; Chordata; Mammalia; Artiodactyla; Hippopotamidae
Product: leucine-rich repeat-containing protein 37B-like
Exons: 5
Source: RefSeq, a predicted model, not a curated record